Messenger RNA from Cornus florida, 709 nucleotides. Its product is annotated as small ribosomal subunit protein uS8. The transcript is spliced from 4 exons. Lineage: Eukaryota; Viridiplantae; Streptophyta; Magnoliopsida; Cornales; Cornaceae. The record is from RefSeq and is a predicted model, not a curated record. Gene Ontology annotation, cellular component: ribosome; cytosolic small ribosomal subunit. Gene Ontology annotation, biological process: translation. Gene Ontology annotation, molecular function: structural constituent of ribosome. The coding region runs from base 100 to 489 and encodes 129 amino acids.
GCUAGGGUUUUCCUCUUUCCGUCUCACUUCUCAAAACCCUAGCUCUUUCUCUCCGCACAGCCUCAGAGCAGCUUCUGCAGAUCUCACCUCUGUGCAAAUAUGAGAGUUAGUGUUUUGAAUGAUGCUCUUAAGAGCAUGUACAAUGCUGAGAAGCGCGGAAAGCGUCAGGUCAUGAUUAGGCCAUCCUCAAAAGUGAUCAUCAAGUUUCUUCUGGUGAUGCAAAAGCAUGGAUACAUUGGGGAGUUUGAGUAUGUUGAUGAUCACAGGUCUGGGAAAAUUGUGGUCGAACUAAAUGGAAGGCUAAACAAAUGUGGGGUUAUCAGUCCGCGAUUUGAUGUGGGUGUCAAAGAGAUUGAACCAUGGACUGCAAGGUUGCUCCCCUCGAGACAGUUUGGAUACAUUGUGCUGACGACUUCUGCUGGCAUCAUGGAUCAUGAAGAGGCCAGGAGAAAGAAUGUUGGUGGUAAAGUGCUUGGUUUCUUUUACUAGACUGAGUUUGUCCAGGAACGAUUCUGCAUUAUUCUGCUUAUGAGGAAGUUUUUGAUGUACUUCGGAACUUGUUUUCAAUUAGGAUAGUUCAAUGUUCUAUUUGAUUCGUGCUUUGGUUUGAAUGCUAGCAGAGUUUAUUACCUGCUUCUUUAAAACAUAAAUUAUGUUAUUAAUUUUGUUUACCUUCAUUGGAAGAGCAGAAGAUAUUUGGUUUUUCAAA